CAAGUCAGUGUUUACAAGCGAAGCGUGACGUUCACGGACCCGCAGAAACCCGUUUUCAAUCGCCGCUAAGAUCCUCCAAUCUUUUCAGGAAAAUGCUGCCUCUUAGAGUUUUCCUCAAUGAGAGACUCUCCGCGGUGGCGGAGGAGAUUUUAGGAGCCGUGGAGAAGACAAUAGCGGUGUACCAGGAGGAGAUUUUACGCUCCAAAGAUUUAGAAAUCAGGCAGCUCAGGAUGCAGCUGAAGCUCCUCCAUUCAGAGCCUAAAUCGGACAAUUAUCUUGAAACCGAGCAGCUGCAUUCUCCUCCCCCUCCUUCUGCUUCUCCUUCUGUCCAGCCCCAUCAGUCACCCCCUGCAGUGGCUGCUGUCCAUGAGGAGGAGCAGCAGCAGGGAGGGGAGGAAGAGGAUGAAGUCUGCUGCGUUGAUCAGGAGCUCCCAGAGACCUCGCAGGGCAAAGAGGAGCAGGAGCAGCCGCGGGGAGACGCUCCCAAGCGGCACUUCUGGAUGGUGCACGACCCCGCUGAGAACCAGGACGACCCGGAGUCAGAGGCGCAGGAGUUCAUCUCACCCCACACCGGCCUGCCGACCUCUCUGCACGAACAGGCGCUGCACUUCCAGCAGUUUCUCAGCAGCAGCAGCAGCAACAACGGCGGGGGGAACAGCAGCGGCGACGAGAGCAGAGACAGGCCCUACAUCUGCUCCGUGUGUGAGAAACGCUUCACCAACUGCUCCCACCUGGCCGCCCACAUCAGGACGCACACGGGGGAGAGGCCCUACAUGUGUGACAUCUGCAGGAAGACCUUCAUCACCACAAGCGCUCUGAACAGACACCAGACCAUUCACACCGAGGGGAAGCGGUAUAUAUGCGCCUUCUGUGGGAAGUCCUUUAAAUGGAUGGAGUCUCUAGGCAGACAUGUGAGAAGCGUUCACAAGAGUGAUAAUGUGCAAGUAUGAGGUUCGCAUUAAAGCUGCAGUAUGUGACUUUUAUUAAAAAGAACAAUGUUUUUUAUGUAUCUGUCAAAACUAUAACUAUGUUAUGACCGUUUGUUACGAUGUCAUCUGUGAAAAGAAAAAUCGAUGAUUUCCUGAUCUACUAUUGCUGUCUGAAGAAAUGCGCCGCCCCCGACCAAAAACAACCAAUCAGAGCCAGGAAGCAGGUCUUAGUGCUUUCAAACAAUGCUGCUAAAUACGGCAAAGGAGGAGAAACAGCUUACCUUCACAGAAAAAAAGUCUUUCAGUGGCUAUGUUAACAAGAGUGAGCAUUCACAACAUGCUAUGCUAGCUGAGGUAGCACAGAGCAAGGUGGUAAGGGAGGAUGAGUCACAUAAGAUUGUGAUUGACAGCGCUAAUCCCCGCCUCCUUUCUCUGAUUGGCUGUUCCUAGUUAGCGCUAGGAGACAGAGGAGCUACAUUUUUCAGAUUAUCUGUCAUACCAUGCUAUCACGACAGUGAAAGUUUCAAUAAACGUGUAACCAAAUAUUUUUUAUAAAAGUUAUGCAACUUUUAUAAAAAUAUAUAAAUUAUUUUUCAUAUUUAUUAAAACUGUAAUGACGUCCUGACAGUAUGGUAUCAGACAGAUAACGUGAAUAAAUCAAGCUGCUCCCAGUCAAAAACGACCAAUCAGAGCCAGGAGAAAGGCCUUAGUGCUGUCAAUCACUCUCAUGUACAUGCUACAAAAUGUGCUAAUGGCAGAACAGCAACUCGCUAUUACAGAAAAACUGCUAAUCAUCGGUAGCCAUGCGAACUAGCUAUAGCAUUCAUGUCAGGGUUUGAUUUUGUGACCUAACCAUAGCGUAGCAGAAACCAAGAGGGAGGGUGUAAGCAGCAUGUACAUGAGCAAGAUUAGCAGCGCUUAGGCCCUCCUCCUGGCUCUGAUUGGUUGUUUCUGACUGAGCUGUGUAUUUCUGAAGUUAGUACUGGGAGCAACAACAUUACAUUUCUUAUAUUGUCCCAACAUAAUGAUAAUUUCAACAAAUGUGUAAAAACAUUUUUAUAUAAAAGUUGCAUACUGCACCUUGAAAGGUGUAGUUUUACUUCAAUUACAUGUCCGCGUAUGAAUUAAUUAUAAACUAAAUAGCUGGUGUUCGGAAUGUUAGUAAAGUGUGAUUUACUGUAUGUAGUACUGAAUAUGCCUGAAUCCCUUUAAGACUUGUAUAAAUUAAUAAUUGGUAGCAAACUGAUUGUGUAAAAUUCACAUUUUUAAUUCAUGUAGGGUCCAUGUAUCAUUUCAGAAUAAAAAUUAAAAGUCAUUCUUCACCUUUUA
Xiphophorus hellerii (green swordtail) is the source of this 2258-nucleotide messenger RNA. RefSeq names its product zinc finger and SCAN domain-containing protein 12-like. The record is from RefSeq and is a predicted model, not a curated record. Gene Ontology annotation, biological process: regulation of transcription by RNA polymerase II. The transcript is spliced from 2 exons. NCBI's taxonomy places the organism in Eukaryota, Metazoa, Chordata, Actinopteri, Cyprinodontiformes, Poeciliidae. The coding region runs from base 93 to 950 and encodes 285 amino acids. Gene Ontology annotation, molecular function: RNA polymerase II cis-regulatory region sequence-specific DNA binding; DNA-binding transcription factor activity, RNA polymerase II-specific.